AAAAUGCGUUUCUCGCUCCUCGCGCUUGUUGUUGCUUUGACAGCAUCUAUGUCUGUCAGUGCAUGUGCGACCGUAGGACAAUUAUGCGAAACGAGCAAUUGCUGCAAUAACUUGACUGUGCCCCUUAGGGAGGAAAUUUGGUCUGCCAGACGCGAUCCUAGCCUGCUUAAAAUUAAUCCGGCAGCUCGAGCGGCACGUCGCGAUAGUGAGUCGUGUUUCUGCUCUCGCCUUUUUAUCAUGGUUGAUGGUGUAAUACCUAGUUCGGAGCCGAUCAGUACAGCACAGUACAGUACAGUUGUUUUUGGAAAAAUUUCGCACUGUUCGAGGAAUAUUGAUAUUUGUGAAUACUAUCUGAAUGGUCGACUGCGUGCCUAGUCUUGCAACAACCACUUUGUUGCUGAUCGCAUUCAUGACAGAUGUGUUGAAGCCCAAGGAAGAGGAUGAUUUA
Suillus plorans is the source of this 448-nucleotide messenger RNA. RefSeq lists its product as uncharacterized. The record is from RefSeq and is a predicted model, not a curated record. Lineage: Eukaryota; Fungi; Basidiomycota; Agaricomycetes; Boletales; Suillaceae. The transcript is spliced from 2 exons. Bases 4 to 375 code for a protein of 123 amino acids.